UGGUUUUCGGUAAGACAUAACCGAAAAAAAUGGAGGGGAAGUGAGAGUGACUCAAGAACCGAAAAAAAGCAUCCAUGUGUUUGGCUCAGAUUUGUCAUUUGGGAGAUCCAACCCCAAAUCACACUCAAACUCCUUCACAUUACCCUCCUUCUCCAUUGACUGAUUGACAUGAACUCCUCAGCUCUUCCGAAUCCGUUUUCGAAAACUAGAUUCCGUUUUUGAAAACAUCCCUUUUUUGUUUUUGGAUUUAUUUAUUUAUUCGAGAGGGAGAGAGGAUCAGCAGCUGAAGAACGAGUACACCAGAUGGGGUGCACAUUCUCUGGUUUGGGCGCUCUGUACGACGCCGUGAACGGCGGAGGCGACGUGUGGAUUAACGAGAAUCGGUUCAAGAUCGUGAGGCAGCUCGGGGAAGGUGGGUUCGCUUAUGUGUUUUUGGUCAAGGAGGUGGUCGCCGACUCCUCCGUCGGUGGUGGUGGUCUCGCCAAGAAAUUCAAGGAUCCCUCUCAUGUCUCAGAUGAUGGAACUUAUGCUAUGAAAAAAGUUCUCAUUCAGAAUAGUGAGCAGUUGGAGUUGGUGAGAGAGAUCCGUGUUUCUUCGCUGUUCAGUCAUCCCAAUCUGCUUCCGCUUCUUGAUCAUGCCAUUAUUGCCGUUAAGACAACACAAGAACAAUCUUGGAACCAUGAAGCAUACUUGUUAUUUCCAGUUCAUCUGGAUGGAACUUUACUGGACAAUGCCAAGACUAUGAAAGCUAAAAAGGAGUUCUUUUCCACCUCAGAUGUUCUUCAAAUAUUCCGGCAGCUUUGUGCAGGACUUAAGCAUAUGCACACUUUGGAUCCGCCAUAUGCACAUAAUGAUAUCAAACCUGGUAACGUUCUGAUAACCCAUAGAAAAGGACAAUCACCUCUUGCAAUGUUGAUGGAUUUUGGCAGUGCUCGACCUGCGAGGAGGCAAAUUCACUCUCGUACAGAGGCACUACAGUUGCAGGAAUGGGCGUCUGAGCAUUGCUCAGCACCAUUUCGAGCUCCAGAGUUGUGGGAUUGCCCGAGCCAAGCCGACAUUGACGAGAGGACUGAUGUAUGGUCCUUAGGGUGCACUUUGUAUGCAAUACUGUACGGAAUGUCUCCAUUUGAAUAUGCACUCGGCGAAUCUGGAGGAAGCCUACAGUUGGCGAUAGUCAACGUGCAGAUAAAGUGGCCAGCUGGACCUAAUCCUCCAUAUCCGGACGCUCUUCACCAGUUCAUCACAUGGAUGCUUCAGCCGCAGGCUGCAGUCCGUCCUCGCAUUGACGAUAUCCUGAUACAUGUGGACAAGUUGAUCUCCAAGUUCUCCAGUUGAGAUAAUAUAGAAGGAAAGAAAGUCUGAAAACGAACUUUCUCUGCACGCGUCGACUUUGCACAUUUCUGCAAACGUUCUUGAAGCCGGACGGACGUUACGUCGUGUGUUUUCUUUUGUACUCAAGGGUCCAUAGGGCAACUGAGUUAUAGCAGCUCCUCCAUUAUUUCACUGUUUCUUACUUUUUUGCUGUAGGAUUGGCAGUUUGUGAAUUGGUUUAUCGUUAUCGUGCUCCUAUCGUCAACUGUUUGAUUUUCGACCUUGUAAGUUAUCAAACUGCUCGUCUCCCCUGGCUCGAAUUCUUUCGAUUAGUUAAAAAUACAGUAAUUUCGGUUCA
Pyrus x bretschneideri (Chinese white pear) is the source of this 1669-nucleotide messenger RNA. RefSeq names its product serine/threonine-protein kinase 16. Gene Ontology annotation, biological process: protein phosphorylation. The record is from RefSeq and is a predicted model, not a curated record. Lineage: Eukaryota; Viridiplantae; Streptophyta; Magnoliopsida; Rosales; Rosaceae. Gene Ontology annotation, cellular component: cytoplasm. Gene Ontology annotation, molecular function: ATP binding; protein serine/threonine kinase activity.